This is a messenger RNA of Pungitius pungitius (ninespine stickleback), 2803 nucleotides long. RefSeq names its product carnitine O-acetyltransferase b (gene cratb). Gene Ontology annotation, biological process: carnitine metabolic process, CoA-linked. The record is from RefSeq and is a predicted model, not a curated record. Gene Ontology annotation, molecular function: carnitine O-acetyltransferase activity. Gene Ontology annotation, cellular component: peroxisome. Bases 290 to 2158 code for a protein of 622 amino acids. The transcript has 15 exons. NCBI's taxonomy places the organism in Eukaryota, Metazoa, Chordata, Actinopteri, Perciformes, Gasterosteidae.
GUGCUAACUUGCAGCGUAAAUUCAGUCCCCGCUACGUGAAACUUUGCACGCCCGCGUCUUGAGGGGAAGAAACAAAAGACGGCGUGGACGGAUGUUUUGAAACCAGCAGCCGUCGAGCAAAGACGAAUCUCAUCUAGCAUGGAGAAGAAGUAACUUAGUGGUGGGAGGGCCCUCGUUUCUUCUCAAUUCUGACCCACCGAGUUUGCGCAGAUUUGGCGAAAAGUUUGCAGAAUAUCACGCCCUAAGCGGGCUUGUUGUAUCCCACAUGCGACAUUGUUUGUGAGGAAACAUGAUUUGGGGGAAAAUCCAACCAGGAGCGUGCAGAGCAUGGCUGUCUCGGGCUUCCGUGAGGCAGGAGGUGUGCUUCUCCUCCUCCUCCUCCUCCUCCUCCGUGCCCCCGCAGCCGGUGCCGCCGCUGGUGCAGACCCUGCAGGGCUACCUGAGGACCCUGGAGCCCCUGCUGCCCCCGGACGAGCUCAGCCACACCCGCAGGAUGGUGCACGAGUUCGGCAGCCCGGGCGGCCUCGGUGCGCGGCUGCAGAGGGGUUUGGAGAAGAGAGCCAGACACGCCAACAGCUGGAUCACACCCUGGUGGGUGCAGUGGGCCUACCUGGAGAGCAGAAUGCCACUCCCUGUGCACUCAAACCCGGCCAUCUCUCUGCCAAGGAGGGAUUACAAUGGCUGGAGGAGCCAGCUAGUGUUUGCAUCCAAGCUGAUCGCAGGGGUACUGGACUUCAAAGAUAAAAUCAAAACUGGGCAGCUGCCGGUGGACUACAUGCGAGGGAAGCCUCUGUGCAUGGAGCUCUACCCGCUCCUCUUCUCCUCCUGCAGGAUCCCCGGCCCCAAACACGACUACGUGGCCCACCACGGGCGCGCCCGCCGCUCGCCGACGCACAUCACGGUCGUCAGGAACUACCAGUUCUUCCAGUUGGAGGUUUACAACAGCGACGGCUCCCGAAUGACGGAGAGUCAGAUCCACGGCCAGCUGCUGAGGAUCCGCUCGCAGUCCUGGAAGACGGACAAAGAGCCGAUGGGCAUCCUGACCAGCGAGCACCGCCACACCUGGGGGGAGGCCUACAACCGGCUGCUGAGAGAUAAACUCAACAAGGAAUCGGUGCGGCUGAUAGAGACGGGACUUUUCUCCUUGUGUCUGGAUUCUCCUGUCAUGAGGAUAUCUGAUGAGAAGUAUUCCAGCCGAAAGGCCGCGCAGGUUCUGCACGGAGGCGGGACGUUCUCAAACAGCGGAAACCGCUGGUUUGAUAAAACGCUGCAGUUCGUGGUGGGCGAGGACGGCUCGUGGGGUCUCCUCUAUGAAGCAGCCACAGCUGAGGGUCCGCCCAUAGCAAAUCUCCUGCACCAUGUCCUCGAGUAUUGUGAGAAACCAGACCCAAAGAGAGCGCCGCUGGUCCCUCUACCGAUGCCCAAGAAGCUUUACUUCCACAUCGACCGAGAGAUCAAGCGGGACAUAGAGCACGCCAAGCAGAACCUCGACAUACUGAUCAACGACCUCGACGUGAACGUGUUUAACUUCAAGAGGUUUGGUAAGGAGCUUCCCAAGCAGCACAACCUGAGCCCCAACUCCUUCAUCCAGGUCGCCCUGCAGCUCGCCUACUACAGAGUCCACGCCGAGCUCGGGCCGGCCUGUGAUAUCGCCUCCCAGAGGAUGUUUCGAGGAGGGAGGACAGAAUACAUCCGCUCGCCCACAAAUGAAACACUAAAGUUCAUUCUUGCCUUCGGGGAUCCGUCCGUAACGCGAGAGGCAAAGCUCGAGUUGUUCCGAGAAGCCGUCAAUGCCUACUCGGCUCUGACCCUGAAGGUACUUGAGGGACACGGCGUUGACCUCCACCUGCUGGGGCUCAAGCUGCAGGCCAUCGAGGAGGGACUGAGCAUCCCCAAAAUCUUCAUGGACACAGCGUACGGCCUCGCAACUCACUGGAAACUUCGAACGGGACAGGUGCCAGCGAACACGGACAGCGUGAUGUGCUUUGGGCCCCUCGUUCCCGACGGUUACGCCAUUUGCUACAACCCCCAGGCCGACCACGUCCACUUCUCCAUCACCGCCUUCAACUGCUGCGAGGAGACGAACGCAGAAACGUUAGGCCUCACCCUGAAGGACACGUUGUGUCAGCUACAGGAGCUACUGCAGCCUACUGUGUAGCGCUGCUCCUGCAGAACGGCCAGCAGGGUGAACCCAUUCCUCCACAUUUGGGAAAAAUAGGCGUUAUUGUCUCAACACGACAUUUUGUAGAUGUUGUGUUGAGGUGUUGGUGUUUUUCUGUGCAUGUAGCACUUCACUAGAGCAAUUAAAUCUGAGCAAGUUUUCAAGACUGGACAUGCGUCUGUAUGGUGCUUUUGUUCUUUCUUUCUUUUGUGAGGAUUUUGAUCGAGCUAUAAAUCCCUUUCCUUUUACAGCAUGAGCUGAGCAGGCACUCUGUAUUAUAUUAGCCACGCUAUAUGCAACAUUUGUCUGUGAAAGCCCAACAAAGUCAACUCGACACUCUCAUUAAUCAAAACAAGCCAAAGCGUUUGUGUUGUAACUGACUACACUCCUUUACAAUCUAAGGGAUCAACUCGUACCCUAAACUGAUGAUGCACACGUUUCUUGUUCACUGCUAUCCGUCCAUCGACAAUUGUUUUUGGAAACCAUUGAUUGUGGUUGUCUGUUUGAAGUGGGGGGGGGCUUUUGUCUCUUUCCAGUGGAGCAACCGUAACUUCUGAAUGUACUUACUGUUUGUUGAAAUUAAUUUGAGGCUUUUGAUUGUGUGUCUGCACGGACUGGUUAUUAAAACCUGCUUUCACGUGA